This is a messenger RNA of Scomber japonicus (chub mackerel), 4182 nucleotides long. RefSeq lists its product as uncharacterized. Gene Ontology annotation, biological process: centrosome duplication; regulation of cytokinesis; centriole replication. Gene Ontology annotation, cellular component: centriole. Lineage: Eukaryota; Metazoa; Chordata; Actinopteri; Scombriformes; Scombridae. Bases 287 to 3955 code for a protein of 1222 amino acids. The transcript is spliced from 10 exons. The record is from RefSeq and is a predicted model, not a curated record.
AACAACGACACACUCUGAUGGAGACUUUUUGUAUCUGAGCUUUGUAUCCUAACAUGUUGCUGUCUCAUCUGAAGUAACACCACAGAGCUACUCCUCUGUGCUCGGCUCUACUAUGUGACGUGUUUACAAUCUUUUAACUUUAUCAUUUGUUAUUAAAUGCUGACCAGAGCAACGAUAGCUAACGCGUUAGCUCGCUAGCUCGGCAUCAAGAUAAUGUUAACAUACUUACAUUGGUAAGCACUUAAACUAUCUAACUCGACUAAGUACCGCAUGCAGAUGACACUUGAUGGAGGACUACGACAACUUUGUGCAGAAUCGUCUCUCUCAGUUGAGGAAAAGUGAUGAGGAGGAGGAACACAAACCUUUAGCUGUAUCUUCUCUCAUCCGCUUCUAUGGACAACCCAUCCUUCCUCCUCUGCUCUCAGGGGAACAGAGAGAUGAAAUGCUGCGACACAGAGAUGCAGCACAGAAGGCUGCAGCCCACAGACAGUUUAAGGACAAUCAAAGGAUGGCCUAUGUGCAAACUAUUCUACACAGUGUUCAGCUGAGGAAUACGCCAACAUUGGAGGAGUUGCUUCAAGAAUCAGAGAUUAAAACUAAGUCUUCAUAUUCCCAUAACACCAAUUGUGGAUCAGAGUCGCACAGCAGUUUCUCUAUAGGGACAAAGGAUAGUCUGUCACUCUUUUCACCACCAGUGAGGAAAGGAGAGGAUGGCAUUUCUCUUCUUCCAUUGUCAUCAACUACAUAUAGUGCCUUUUUCACCUCUAAUGUGACACCUCAGACAAGUUACCAGGAGGGAUGCCUUAUUGACCAUCACGACAGCCAACAGCUACUUCAACCAAGUUCACUUAAUGGUGAGAGCCACCAGUCAGUGUCCUCAGGCUAUGUGACCUACGAGAAUGUCGAAAACACCACCAGUGUCUCUGAAAGGAUUUAUAUAGGGAGAGAGAGCCAUGGCUUCGGUUCUAUGGAGGGAGCUGAUGAUAUGGGUGGCUUUUUCCUUCACAACACCUCUAACACAAUCGCCAAGAUGCCAGAUAUUAUUAGCCACCCUCCCAUUGAUGGAGAGGAACUGGAGAGAAGCGGACUAGAGUCAUCCUUUUGUAAUCAUUUUAUACCUAUUGAAGACAAUUGUACCUCACUCCAGGAGGAUGCAGUCACAUGUGACUACUUUCCAGGAGAAGAAUCUGAAAACAGCCAUCUGGACAGUACAGAGAGUGAAGUUGACCUUCCCUCUACCACAGUACUUGACCUUGACAAAGAUGGAAAUUUGGACAGAAUUGAGGUCCCAGUGUCUUCGUUAGACAACAGUGACUUCUCAGACAAUCCAGAGUUAUCGCAGACAUUAAACUCAGAACAGCGUGUCCAGCACACCUGGGGAGAAACAGAACCAGCAGACAACCAGUCAGAAGAAGCGGACUCAAAACUUUGUGAGCAGCAUUAUCGUCUGAGCCUCCAGGCCUUGCUUAAGAAAUCUCAGGAGUAUCGGCGGCACCAGCGGAUGCUUAGGAGCCAAGCCAGAAACACUAAAAUCCAAGAGAGAGCACAAGAACAGCCAAGAGUUGAGGAGCAGAGUCUCUCUGACAAGGAGAAUGACGAGUUCCCCUUCAAGGGGACAGGGAGUCCAGAGGGGAAGAAAACUAAAGAGAUGAGAGGCACUUUUAUCCCAUCAGUGGAAACUUCACCAAAGAAAUCUUGGGAAAAUGAAAGGAUGAUUGGAAGUGAGUUAACUGGAAAAAGGGCGAACUGUAAAUCUGAAAGCACACAUUUAACAGGAGGUGGAAAUAUGAAGGAAAUGACAAACACUGAGGAAGAAACAACCUUAAUAAAUAAUAAGCUGAACAUUUCACAAGAGGUCAUAACAGAACCUAAAGAAAUCAACAACUUCCUUAAGAAACAGUCUGUGUCAUCAGAAAACUCCCAGGCCCAGGAAUCCUUUUAUUUGACCAGUGAGCAAACUACUGGACUGGGCAAAUUUUGCACACUCCCAGCCCUGAAUUUCUGUCGGAGUCCUGUUCACUGCAGGGGGAGAGCGAGUAUCAAAGAUGAAGAAGCCGGGACCUCGAAGGGGAAAGUUUUUCUCAAUAACAGCUUGAAUGAAGUCUGCAAGGUUGAAGAUGGUAACCUGGGACAUCAAAACUGUCAGAGUACAGCAGUUCAGCAUGUGGUUGAAGGUGAUGUAACAAGUGUUUUAGCCAAGAGUUCACAGCACAUCGAUCAGCUUGAGUCAAACCUGUCCAGUCUGAAAGUUCUGAUCUCAGAUCUGGAGUCCACGCUGACAGAAAACCUGGAGAAUAGUAGCCAAACAGAGAGCAACCUUCAUAGCGACGUCUGUUUGGAAGGCGUCAAGCACACAGAGCAAAUUAAAGAUGAUAAAUAUAUGCAGCUCGGUCAAAGUGAUUGUGACUAUUGGGAGGACAAGCUGACGGAUGAUGGUGAUAGCAGUGAUGCGGAGCGAGACCAAAUGUGCAGGGAGUGGCCGUCAUCUGACAAUUGCAAGAACAUGCACAAAGAUUCAGGACCUGAACCAAGCAUUAGUGACACAGAUGACAUUUCUCUCAUCCUGCAGGAAGAAGGAAAAGAGGCAGUUCAGUUAACAGAGCUCAGGCUUGUCAAAACCUUAACUACAGAAAGAAAAAAGGAGAGAGUUGCAGAUAAAGAAAGACUAACCCAGAGUUAUGGACAGACAGGCAUCUAUAGAAAGCAGCCACAAGCUAAAUGUAUCCUCUCUGCAGCACAGCGGAUGCGCAUUCCAGAUGUAUUCCGAAACGCUCCAUCUGAAACCCUGGCUCCACAUCAUGUCUCCAUCCUGUCAGAUACCAGUAACCACCCAGUUGAUAGGAGGAAUGAGUUAGCCUUGGAAGGUCACGACUCCACCCACUCGCCAUCUCUCAACCAGUCAUACGAUGUGGACACACCGUCUGGACUGUGGCUCCUCGAAGGCUCCGCCUCUGACUUGGGCUCAAAAGGUCAGGGUGUUCAGGAGAAGAAUCUGACCCCAGAGAGUGGGGGCGAAGGUCAGGCUUGGGUAUCCAAGGUCAAACGGAGGCUGCUCAUGCACCUUACAGAGGAGAGCCUGGACAGGAGCGCAGAUACCAGCAGAGGAGCUGACUCGGACGUCAGACCCAACUCUAGUACUCCCCGAGCUGCAGUGCGGUGGAGUGAAGGUCAUGGCCAUCAGAAGGACAAACAGGAGCAACUAAAACAGGCCCACGCUGCUCAGGUCAGAGCCCUGCAAGAGGAGCACAGGAGACAACAGGAGGAACUACUGCAGGCCUUGGCGGCGCGUUACCAUCUCCUCCAGAGCGUGUCCCUCCCUUGCUCCAUGUCAAGCUCACGUCUUGGGGACACAAUGACCUUUUCUACCCUCUCUCAGCCCUCCAGCUCUCUCCCAGAGCGCUGCCGCCCCCUGCUGUUAGCAGCUGCAAAAGGUUUUUUAACUCGGAGGCUGCUGAGGACCGAGAGAGUGGCGCAGCUGGUGCGCACCAUCGGGGAUACGCAGCAGUUCCUGCAGGCCUUCCAGCAGCAGAGCCCUGGCAGGGGGGGACUCUGUAGCAGACAGGACCUUUUACUGCAGGAGAGAGUCACUCUUCAGCUGCGCGCCGCACGUUAUGAGCUCUACGACGUAUUCUUCAGCCUGUCAGCCGAAGAGAGGAUGCAGCUGAUCAGCUGGGACAGAGAGCUGGAGAGAGAGAGAGAACUCAGGCGACAGAGUGGGCACACACACCACCCCAGAGGGAAGAGCUCCCUGUCAGCUGCAACUCAAAAAUCGCUGGAGAGGAAGAGAGAAAUGAUGAUCCAGAAAAAGGCGGCGCAGAGGCACAGGGGAGUUGUGACGAAGACUGGACUCAAGACUGGAUUCUCUGACGAGCAGCCUCCAGAUACCAAACGAGGGCAGUUCAGAGCAAAUCCUCAGAGAGUCCCCAAGAGCACUUACUCUUCUAGACCCCGAUGACACUUUCCUAAUUGGCCCCAGUGAGGACUCUUAAUAAGGCCUCCAGCGAUUACAUGAAUAUUGAAUAACAUAACAUUUGAGUUUCCAUAUCCAUAGUCCAAAUUAAACACAAAGUUAUGCCUGUUGCCGACUAAUAUUUCAUAGUACUGUAGUUCUCCAAAUAGGUUGUAAUACAAUAGUGACUACAGCUGACACUGUGGGGACAGAUAUUACAGAGUAGUUUUAUA